Messenger RNA from Phoenix dactylifera (date palm), 1640 nucleotides. The record is from RefSeq and is a predicted model, not a curated record. NCBI's taxonomy places the organism in Eukaryota, Viridiplantae, Streptophyta, Magnoliopsida, Arecales, Arecaceae.
UCCGACCCGACCCAUAUGGCCUCUCGCCCUCGUUGCCCCUCUUCAAGUAGUCGUGCUACUGCCCCAUCACUCUAAGGUCCCCUCGCCGGCGGAGAGGGAGAGGUUGAAGUAGAAGCGCUUUCGCGAAAAGAGGAGAGCUUGGUGCCUCCCAAGUUUAUUUAGCUCUCUACGUCUUCGCCUAGGUUUCCACAGGUGCGUUUUGAUGUGGAGUAUUUGCUGACUUUUUGAUGCAUGAGUGUCCUGAAUUAUGAUUUGAGGGGUUGAAGACAUAGAUUGACCAAGAAAAUGUUUUGAUUUUUUACUGCUGCCUCCUUUCAGUCUACUCAGAAAAACUUAUCCUAGCACAUUGGUGGCAGCUAUUUGGUUAUACUUCAAGAUGUCUGUAUGUGGCUUGAGUUGUAGUCCCUCAAGAAUUUCUUCUUGUUUGGUAACUGCAAGAAAAUCAAGCUCAUUACAUGGAUUAGCUUCACCUUUUACUGCAAACGGAAGCUCUUGGGAAAGGGUGAAGCGUUUAUCCUGUAUAGACAGGAACUAUUUAAUUCCUCAGAUCCAUAAACAUUCAACUAAAAGAAAUGACAAAUUCAGGAGUAGAAUAUAUGCAUCAUUUGGUGAUACAGCUGAUGAUUCAACUGCUAUCUUUCCCAGGAUUCAUGUGAAGGACCCAUACAAACGGCUUGGGAUUAGCCGGGAAGCAUCUGAAGAAGAAAUUCAAGCUGCCAGGAACUUUUUGAUAAAUAAAUAUGCUGGACACAAACCAAGUGUUGAUGCAAUAGAAUCAGCUCACGACAAAAUCAUUAUGCAGAGCUUUCAUGAGAGAAAAAACCCAAAAAUCGACAUCAACAAAAAAAUAAGGGAAGUUACACAAUCACGUGUUGUCAAGGCCAUUGCAAGUAGGUUUGAAGCUCCAUCCACAAAUGUCAUUUUAAAGACAGCCGGUGCAUUCAUAUUGCUAGGGGCACUCACUGUUAUAUUUCCAACGGAAGAAGGGCCGACACUCCAAGUGGCGAUUUCUCUUAUAGUAACCAUAUAUUUUAUAUACCAGAGGCUUAAGAGUCGACUCCGAGCCUUCUUAUAUGGGAUUGGGGCUUUCUUUGGUUCAUGGCUGUUGGGCACCUUCUUGAUGGUCUCUGUCAUGCCACCUCUACUUCAAGGUCCGAGGAGUUUGGAGGUCAACACUUCUCUGAUAAGCUACAUACUUCUAUGGGUGUCUUCCACUUACCUGAAGUAGAAAUUCUUGUGCCGGUUGAAUCCUUUUUCUUGAAGUAAGCAAGGCAAAUUAUCAUGACUUGACUGCUACCAUGAGUUUCCCUGAAAUGUGGCACUUUUCAUGCUUUCUUAAUAUUUCUAGAAUCUGAUAGAUGCUUUUACUUUGGAAAAGAAACUGAGGAAAAGUUUAUUCAUUGUUCGUAGUGUAUGACUAUUGCUACCCAUGAAUUGAUAGGAAUGGCAGCCAUUUUGUAGUGUAGGCUUUGAUUUCUGUCAACACAUGGAUUGUUGCGGCCUCUAGGUAGAUUGUUUGUCAUUUGGGAAUAUCUAACUGUAGACUUGUUGGUGCACAUUUUGUUUCCUUUCCGACUUGCCAAAAGGGAACUAAACCAGUGUUCUCGUCGACAAGCUGAAGAAGUCACUAAUUCUUUUUA